AUGGUGAAGAAGAAGAAGCCGCAGCUGAAAGCAAGCGUGCCGCGCGGCUUCGCCACGACCUCGGUGCCGAAGCGCGAGUCGACGCCCGAGCCGGAGCCGCCCGCGGCGCCGGAGCCCGCGGCGUCGGUGGCGUCCGAGCCGCCAGCACCCGCCGAGGAACCCUCGAGCGAGUUCGACGCCGAGGCCGCCGAGAUGCAGGCGCUGCAGGAGGUGGUCGACGCGGUGUACCCCAAGGUCGAGCGCGAGUCGGCGCGCAGGCUCAAGACGAUGGAAUUCAACCAGCGCCUCGCGAAAUCGCUGCCGCAGUGCAACGUGUCGCGCAAGCUGCGCAGCCAGGUGCUGGACUGGGCACUGGGGCGGUACGUGCCGGAGGAUCCUGCGGACACUGUCGGCGUCGGGAAAGGUGCGCCGGCUGUGCCUGCCGAGCAGCCGACCGAGGAGAAGGGGAACGAGACGACGACGUAUCUGCCUACGCCCGCGAUCCAAGAGGUGCUCGGUACGCCGCCGCUGCCGGACACGGAUGCCAAGACGCUGGAGCUUGCGCUGACGACGUGGGAACUGCUCAAGUCGCUCGGGUUCCAGCGCGAGCACGCAGACAUUGCCCUGGAGUAUGCACCGAAUCUCGACGCGGAAGAGUGCAUUGCCUUUCUCCUCUUUCACCUUCCGGAUGACGAGGUGCGCAAGCUGUCCUUGUCGACGCUUGAGCCGGCCAAGGCCGAGGCCAAAGAGGCGCUCGAGCUGUCGUAUGCAAGUGCGAUCGACGAGACGCAUCCGCCGAAGCACGCCGCCUACGAAUUCUCGCGCACCAACAAAGGCAGCAUGCGCCCGCUGAACGUGCCCGAAGCGCCCAAAGAGCGCGCGACGACCCUUGACGAGCUUCCGCGGGGCCUGCCGCUGGAGGUCUGGAAAGGGACCGAAGACGCGGUCGCCGACAUUCAGAAGCUCCUCGAUCCCGACUCGCCGUGGACCGACUUGAUCGAGCACCCGAUCGACGCAUACUGUACGGCCCGCAUCGCCCUGCUGCGUGUCGACCAAGAGAAAGCACGCCGCAAGAAACUCCUCGGCAAGGUCCUCGACCGGUACCUGGCCAACGUGGCCAACGAGGAGGGGGCGCAGCGUGCGUUUGCGCAGAUUUGCACGCGCGCCAACGACCUCAUGCAGCAGGCCGAGAUGCAGCCGGCCUUUCACAAGAAGGCCGCCGCCGAGCGCUUCAAGGAGCGCAUGCGUCUCCACCAGGAAAGCACCAAGACGCAGGUGGACGAGCGCACACGCCGCCGUGCCGAAAUCGAAAAGGCGAUGGCGAACGAUGAGGCGGACAUUGACGAGCGCAUGAACCGCCAAAUCGAGAUGCGCGAGGCCAAAGAGCGCGAAUCCCAGGAAAAGGAGGAGGAAGAAAAGGCGGCUAAGGCCGCGCAGGACGAGCUCGAUCGGCAGGCCGAGCAGGGCGACAAGAGCGACGGAAAAGAAGAGGGCGGCGAAUCCCUCUUUGGCGCGAUGCUCGAGGAGCCCGAGGCGGCCGCGGACAAUACACAGGUGCGCCUGCGCGAGAUUGCGCCGAGCCAGGGAAGCCGCACCCCCCGAGCGCUCCUCACCGACCUCUUGAAACAGAUCGAUCCGCACGCCUCGCAGCGCUUCACGCCCGUGUCCGGUGGAAGCGUGUGCCGCAGCCACCUCGAAGUGCGCUGGAACACGGGCGACAAGAAAGAGGGCCAUACCGUCGUCCUCGACUCGUACAAGCUCACGACCGAGGGCUGCGCCACGCAGCAGCUCGCCGACGACCUCGUUGCGACCGUCGCGCUGAACUGCCUCGGCCGCGACCGCCAGGUGCAGCGCACGCUCCCGACCGGCUUCCGUGCAUUCUGGGACGAGCUCGAGACGCUGCGCACCAAGGAGAAGUACGCCUUUCUCCGCACCGAGUUUGGGCAUGUCCAGGAGCUGCUGGAGCGCCGAGCGUCGCAUCCUGCGCCGCCGCGGCGCCAGCGCCGUGCGGCCAAGAAUGAGGGCACGUCGCGCUCGCAGCGCCGCAACGACAAGCCACGGCAACCGAGCGAGGAGAUCGCCCAGCAGUAUGCUGCGCGCCGUGCUUCCGAUGCGUACCAAGCGAUGCUGCCUGGUCGUGAGCAGCUGCCAAUCGCCAAGUCGCGCAACCGCAUUCUCGAGAGCGUCGCGCACUCACAGGUCGUCGUCCUCUCGGGUGAAACGGGCUGCGGUAAGUCGACACAGCUGCCCGCCUAUCUGCUCGAAGACGCGCUCGCGCGUGGCGAGCCGUGCAAGAUCUACGUGACCGAGCCCCGGCGAAUCUCGGCAAUCUCGCUUGCGGAGCGUGUCUCGCAGGAGCUCGGCGAGGCGCGCGGCGCGAUCGGUGGGCCGGACAGCUACAUCGGCUAUGCGAUCCGUCUCGACAGCCAGAUUGGACGCAACGCGCGCCUGAUUUACGCGACGACCGGUAUUGCGCUGCGCAUGCUCGAGUCGUCGGCCUUUGACGAGAUUACGCACAUUAUUAUUGAUGAAGUGCACGAGCGCUCGAUCGAGUCCGACUUUUUGCUCAUGGUGCUUAAAGUCCUGAUGCAGCACCGCCGCGACCUGAAGGUCAUUCUCAUGUCGGCGACGCUCGAUGCAGACCGCAUCAGUGCGUACUUUGGCGGGUGCCCGAUGCUCCACGUUCCCGGCCGCACGUUUCCGGUGGACGUGCACUACCUGGAGGAUGCGCUCGAGCUGUGUGACUACACACUCGAGCCCAACUCGCCGUACGUGUGGCGCAACAGCGGCAAGCAGAACCGCGUCAAAGACAAGUCGAGCGAGGGCGACAAGGACAAAGGCGACGACGAUGACGACGACGAUGAAGAGGAGGAGCGUUCGUCCGGCCUCGCUGGCGGCGUGUACAGUCAAAAGACGGUUGACACGCUGGCGCAGCUGAACGAGUACGCGAUCAACUACGACCUGAUCGCCGAGCUUCUCAAAAAGAUCUUUACCGAGCCGCGCUUCGACUCAAUGAGCCAGGCCGUGCUCGUGUUCCUGCCCGGUAUUGGCGAGAUUCGGCAGUGCCAAGGCGCGCUGAGCGGGCACACCAUCUUUGCGCCGAACCGGGUCCAGGUGCACAUUCUCCACUCGAGCAUUGCGCCGGAGGAGCAGGCCGAGGCCUUUUACCCCCCACCGCCCGGCAUGCGCAAGAUUGUGCUGGCGACCAACAUUGCCGAGACCGGUAUUACGAUCCCCGACAUUACGUGUGUUGUCGACACGGGCCGCCACCGCGAGAUGCGGUACGACGAGAAGCGCAAGAUCAGCCGCCUGGUCGAGUGCUUUGUCGCGCGCAGCAACGCCAAGCAGCGCCGCGGUCGUGCGGGCCGUGUGCAGCACGGUAUCUGCUUCCACCUCUUUACCAAGAUGCGUCACGAUGAGUUUAUGGACCCCCAUCCCCUCCCCGAGAUGCUGCGUCUCUCGCUGCAGGAGCUUGCGCUGACGCUCAAGGUGAUGCAGAUCCAGGUCGGCACGAGCAUCGAGGAUGCGCUGAGCCAGGCGCUCGAUGCGCCACAGGCGAUCAAUGUGCAGCGUGCCGUUGCGUCGCUGGUCGAGGUCCAGGCGCUGACGCCUAACGAAGAGAUCACGCCGCUCGGCCGCCACCUGUGCCACAUGCCGCUCGAUGUGCACCUGGGCAAGUUUUUGCUGAUUGCGACGCGCUUCCGCUGUGUGGAUGCGGCGCUGACGAUUACCGCGGUGCUGAACAGCAAGUCACCGUUCCUGAACAUGGGCGGCGGCCGCUUCCGCGAGACGUCGCGCUCGCACUUCAAUGCGCACCACAGCGACUUUUACUGCUACAUUAACAUGUACCGCGGCUGGCGCCGUGCAGUGGGCUUCCAGAAGGGUGCGUCGUUCUGUGCGCAAUACUCGCUUUCGCAAGACAUUCUGUACCAGAUCGAGGAGCUGCGGCAGCAGUACCUCUCGUAUCUGGCCGAUACGGGCUUCAUCGAGCUGAGCAAGGAGGUACGCAAGGACCUCUCGCGCAACCGCACGCGCAACGGCCGGCCGCGCCUCAUCGAGGUCCCCGCCGAGCUCGACACGUACGGCGAGUGCGUCCAGGCCGUGACGCUGGCGAUGGUCGCGGCGCUCUAUCCGAAGCUGCUCAUGAUCGAGCCCAAGUCGGACCAGAUGCGCACGCUGACCAACAACCAGCCCGCGGCGAUCCACCCCUCCUCGGUCAACUUUCGGACGUACCCCUCGUCGUUCCGCUCGCACUUUGUGUUGUACCACACGAUCAUGAUGUCGAAGCGCCUCUACGCGUGGGACACGGCGUACGUCAGCGACGUCAACGUCCUGCUUGCCGGUGGCGAUGCCGAGUUCAAGCACGCGAGCCGAUCGCUCUUUCUCGACCACAACCGCGUGCGCAUGGCGACGUUCGACGCCAAGUCACUCCUUGCGCUGCGUGUGCUGCGUACCGAACUCGCACGGAACCUGCAGGCAAGCUACAACCACCCUGGCCUCGGCUGGAGCGACGACGAGCAGGCCGUCUUUGCUCUGACGCUCGAGGUGCUCGGCGCGUCGCACCGGAUGGCAACGACCGGCAAGCCGGAAGAGGGCAAGGGAAACAUGUGGUAA
This is a messenger RNA of Malassezia japonica, 4593 nucleotides long. RefSeq names its product RNA helicase. The record is from RefSeq and is a predicted model, not a curated record. Lineage: Eukaryota; Fungi; Basidiomycota; Malasseziomycetes; Malasseziales; Malasseziaceae. Gene Ontology annotation, molecular function: helicase activity; RNA binding; ATP binding. The transcript has 2 exons. Gene Ontology annotation, cellular component: intracellular anatomical structure. Bases 1 to 4593 code for a protein of 1530 amino acids.